AUGACGCGAAGCGGCGGCGCCGGCGACGUACCGCGUCGGGACGCGCGGCGCGGGCGGACACACGGCGGCCCAGAAGCCUCCCCGCCGUCUCAGAGCCCCGUCGGGGGGCGGAGGAAGGCCCACCCAGCGGGCGUCGAGCUGCCGAGAGCGCUUCGGCCCUGGGCGUACGCAGCCGAGGCCCGCGGUCCUCACAGGAACUGCCCACCGACCUGCGCCGGCGUCCUGACGUCACAAGGCGGCGCCGCCGUCUCCGAGAGUGACGUAAGGCGUCCCAAAGGUUCCGCCUUCGUCGCUGGGAGUGACGUCGCACGCGCUCAAACAGGCGUGGCCAGCGGCUGGGGGCCACUGGACGCGUCGCUUGGCAACCGUGCGCGCUCCGCAGACCCCACGGAGCUCGGAGUCCUCGGUCCUGCCGCCGGGGCCGUCGCGCCCGCCGAGACGGGCUUUGCGCGCACCCUCGGCCGGUCCAGGAGGGCCGUCACGUCUCUCCGCUGCCCGCACCUCUUCGGGAGGGACGCCCCUGCCUCCGCCCGCCGCCCCUGCCGCCGCUUGCGCCGGCGUCCGCCAUCGCCCUCCCGCGGAAACCCUGCGGAGUUUAACGUUAGUACUUUCUCCAUUUCCCUCCGGGUGGAAACCCCCACCUGGCUGGCCUGGGCCUCCCAUUCCGGAUCGCAGUCCGUCUUUGCCCCGAAUGAAUUCUUUUUGCCGCGAGGACACCCAGCCGACGUUUUACUCACGUCCGGCGUAUUUGCGGCUGACGCCAGAGAGACCCCCACGGCUCCAGGGCUGGCGAGCAAACAGGUGUGGCGCCCACAGAGCCAUCUAAGUUAGCCGUUUUUCUCCAGGGCUCGGGGGCUAAAGGGCGUUUUUCUCGCGGACCUGAGCUUCUGCGGGUUGUGUUCUGAAGUUUUCCGGGCUUUAUUCAGGAUCUGUGCAGAAUCUUGGGAGGCUUCUUUUUUCUGUUAACAGGCCUUGUUUGGGCUCUUGCUGGACACUUUGGCUCGACCCCCUAGAGGGUCAGGCUGCUUGUUGGGACCGAUUCAUUGGUGCCGGCAGCGGCCUUUCGGACUCUAUCUGGAACCAUAUUGUCCCACUGAAACUGUCAUUCAGAUACCAGGUGGGGAGGAGGGACCCCUCCAAGGCAUGACCUCUGCCUGACCCUGGAGCUGGACCAGUCCGAAGGGAGAGUGUUCGCUUUAAACUGCCCCGGAGGCCGUCUGGAAAGAAUCAGCCAGCACCCCUCCCCUGCCUGGGGCUGCGUGCUGAUCCCAGAACAGUCAGUCCGGGAGUGUGACUCCCCUGUCCUGCCCUACCUGGUCAUCCAGCACCUGCGAGGUCGGUGUGGCGUCCACUCGCCCUGCUGCCGUGCCGCCAGAGGCCCGCUGCUUGUGAGAGUUCCCCUCAGGAGGCUUUUCCAGUCCUCGGACACCUCCGCUGGGGUCCGCUGCUUAGGCCUUCCCCUGGUCUCCCCGGGGGGUGGUGGGUGUUUGGCCUCCUGGCCUUUCCCUGGGGCCGAGUCUGAGGGCGCAGACCCCAGGCUCCUCCCCGGCAGCCGCUCUCCCCGGAACUGGCUGUUCGCCGACCUUCCGUGGCCCGGCUCUCCUGAAGUGACACGGUUUCAGUGGCGCUGGCCAGCACGGAGCCCGCUGGUUGCUUGAGCUGUUUUAGACUGUUUGGGCCCUUGCUGUAGAGAAAAGUCUGAAAAACAGGGUCGCAGUCUGAAUAUUUUCAGGGUGUCCCUCCUCCAGGGACCCCGGCUGAACUUACGUUUAGAAACCAGAGUCCCGCUCUGGCUGGUGUGGCCCAGCGGGUC
Messenger RNA from Phyllostomus discolor (pale spear-nosed bat), 1813 nucleotides. RefSeq lists its product as uncharacterized. NCBI's taxonomy places the organism in Eukaryota, Metazoa, Chordata, Mammalia, Chiroptera, Phyllostomidae. The coding region runs from base 1 to 831 and encodes 276 amino acids. The transcript is spliced from 2 exons. The record is from RefSeq and is a predicted model, not a curated record.